Messenger RNA from Pseudopipra pipra, 2434 nucleotides. RefSeq names its product 2-hydroxyacylsphingosine 1-beta-galactosyltransferase-like. The transcript is spliced from 6 exons. Bases 217 to 1812 code for a protein of 531 amino acids. Lineage: Eukaryota; Metazoa; Chordata; Aves; Passeriformes; Pipridae. Gene Ontology annotation, biological process: galactosylceramide biosynthetic process. Gene Ontology annotation, molecular function: N-acylsphingosine galactosyltransferase activity. Gene Ontology annotation, cellular component: endoplasmic reticulum. The record is from RefSeq and is a predicted model, not a curated record.
CCUGACUCCGUGCCACAACUGAGCCCGUGCCCCGGGCUCGGCCCGGCCCGGGGUGCGGCCCGUGGGCCGGGGCUGCACCGCCCGGCCCCGCCCGCGCCCGCCGGCCUGAAAGGGGAAGGCGGGCGGGCGGCGGCUGCAUCCCUCCCUCCUUCCCUCCCCUUCCCGCGCCGCCGCGCCUCUCAGUCGGGCCGCGCUCCAGCGGGACUCGCUGCAGUGAUGAAGAUGAUGAAGGUGCUACUGUGGCCCGCUGCUCUUUUUCUAGUGACUGCAUUCACUCUGGAGCCAUCUCACUGUGCCAAGGUGCUGAUCAUGCCCACCAUAGUCUUUGACAGCCACUUGCGAGUCUUCAUGCGAGUGGCAGAGGCACUGACUGAUCGGGGCCAUGACCCUGUGCUACUCCUUCAUGAAGGUCGGGACAUGGAAACCUAUCUGCCUGCCUUCCGUGUGCAGAGGUACUGGGGCAUCUUCAGCACAGAGAACGCAGAUGACUGGGUGCAGGAGAAGAUAAAGCGUGUCUUUCAAGGGAGGAUGACUUCUCUGGAGAUGUUUUCCUUUCUGGAGAAGUACCUGGAAAACUGUGACCUAGUACUGGGAAACUCUACCCUUCUGCAGAAACUCCAGUGUGAGCGCUUUGACCUGCUCUUGGUGGACCCCAAUGAGAUGUGUGGAUUUAUCCUGGCUCACAUCCUACAUGUCAAAUAUGCUGUGAUUUCCACAGGUUUCUGGUUCCCAGCAGAGAUUGGGGCCACUUCCCCCAUUGCCUAUGUCCCUGAAUUCAAUUCCCUGAUGACAGACAGGAUGGGCUUCUUUGGUAGGACUUGGAAUCUUCUAGUCUACAUGAUCACUCGUGUGGCUACAAAGCUGGUCAUCCUGCCCAAGUUUGAACGUCUCAUGGAGAAGCAUAGGGUGGAGCCCAAGACAUCUAUGUUGGACCUUGUUCAUGGAACUAGUCUUUUCUUCCUGUGUAAUGAUGUGGUGUUAGACUUUCCCCGUCCAACACUCCCCCACGUCAUUUUCACAGGGGGCAUCCUCGCUGAGCCUGCAAAGCCCCUUCCAGUGGGUCUGCGUCUCUGGGUGGAAGCAGCAGAGGCAGGUGUAGUUGUUGUCUCCUUUGGCAUUGGGAUCCGAGCUCUUCCAAGCGAUUUGGUGGAGAAGAUGGCUGGCGCGUUUGCUCGCCUCCCACAAAGGGUGGUGUGGAGAUACUUUGGUCAGAAGCCAAGAAACCUGGGUGAGAAUACGCUGAUGAUGGGCUGGCUGCCCCAGAAUGACCUGCUAGGCCACCCUAACGUGAAAGCCUUCGUCAGCCACUGUGGGAUGAAUGGUGUAUUUGAGGCAAUUUAUCACGGUGUGCCAGUGGUGGGAUUUCCUUUCUAUGGGGACCAGUUCGACAUCAUGACCAGAGUGCAGGCGAAGGGCAUGGGUAUCCUCAUGGACUGGAGCAGAGUAAAAGAAGAGGAACUUUACCAGGCUGUCAUCACAGUCAUCUCUGACCCCAGCUACAGAAAAGCAGCCCAGCUCAUCUCGGCUCUGCACCUGGACAGACCAAUGCAUGCUCUCAAUAGGACAGUGUAUUGGCUGGAGUACAUCCUUCGUCACGAUGGGGCACCCUAUCUUCGUCCUGCUGUCUACGACCUCUCCUUAUAUGAGUACUUCUGCCUGGACAUCUUGGCUCUCCUCUUGUUGUGUCUGGCUGGUACUGGAUUUGUUGUCUACAAGUCUGUGGUGUGGUGCAGAAGGAAGGGGGCCAGUCCUGUGUAUCAGAACGGCAAUUGCAUGAAAGGCCACUACACAGAAGAGAAAAAACUGCAGUAGUGGCUCAGUGUGUUCCAGGGCGAAUCCUGUCACUGUGAAAUGAACUGCCGCUGUGCCAAGAAAUGUAUGGCAUGCAGGCACAGAGAGAGGUGAAAGAUCCGUGGGUCUGGAUGAGAAGAGAGUGGGGAGGGAGGAGUAUUGCAAAGGCCUGUGUGCACACCUCUGUGUACAGCACCUGUGGGCGGGGGGGCGAAUUCAGACGUGGGUGGGAGCACUUGGCCAGGACGCUGGGAAUGGGGCAUGGGUAGACUUCCAGGGAGGAGUGCAAGUUGUUCCCUUUGUAUUGCACAUUGGUUUAAAUGCUGGUGUUGCCCUUCUGUCUUUUUGGAUCAUGGAGGCCCUGGAGGUGGGAACAGCAUUUCGUGAGGGGCAGACACCAUUUCUCUGCCUUGUUACUAAGAGUCCCAGGAGUCAGGAUACCUUUAUGUGCAGGUGAGGACCUGAAGUAGAGCUGUGGACAGGUAAGGGCACUGAAAGUAUCAUCUACAAGAGAGCAAAAUUGGUCUGUUUUAAAUUCUGUGGGUAAAUACCUUCCUGCUUCAAUUGACCCUCUGCGAUCCUGUUUGUUUGAGCUAAAUUAUUAUUUUUUAAAAUAAAGUUAUAUUCUUUCUCCUGUGUGGCA